GCGACCUUGAUCGUCGUAUUCGCAGACGAUCUAGGGGGGCUGAAAGAUACUGCGGCGCUCCUGGCACAAUGGAUUGAGGCUCGAAUACAUGACAGAAGUGUUCGUGUUCUCCGCCUGCUGGUGGUGGCUGGACAAGUGCAAAGUAGUCGCGACUUCUGUCGGAGUAUCAACACAGAACUGGUCGUUCUGCUUCGGAUCACAACCCCGGAGCAACCUUACUCACAUGCUCAGAUUGUGAAAAUGAGGGUGAACUUCUUCGAGAGCAUUGAUGUGAUUACCGUAUUCCAUCUCGAUGAUCGAUUGUCGAAGGAAUUGGAAAUAACGCAUCAUCCCAAUCUUGGUUUGCAAACAUGCUUUGCGCUGCUGAUCCAACGUUUCCUUGGAGACGGCAUGCCCCUGUUCGAUGUACCGGGCGUGGUUGUUCGGGACAAUGGUCUUCCGCUCAAGGCGCGAGCAUACAUCGGACAAUAUGUCAAGUCCGCCCACAAGAUGGGCAUAGACCCUUGCCGGUUGGUGACAUCCUGCUUGAUUCAACACUUUCUAACAGGGAACCUCUGUAGGAUUCCCAGCGAUGAAGCCUUUCAAAAGGUCUUUUUGAGCGUUGUAGAGGAUGUGCAGCAGAAACACCGCUCCCCAGGUCUGGUUAUCAAGGUCAAGGCAGAGUACCGUCGAGCAAAGUCUCCUACAGUCAUGCGCAUUCCUUGCAACGCUUUCAGGAUCACGGCCGCUCCAUACUAUGCGAGACGUGAGGGCUACUUGAGCAAUCGGGGGCUUAUGGCUGGACGGCGCAAUGCCCGCGGUCGCAUCCACUAG
Truncatella angustata is the source of this 813-nucleotide messenger RNA. RefSeq lists its product as uncharacterized. The transcript has 3 exons. The record is from RefSeq and is a predicted model, not a curated record. Lineage: Eukaryota; Fungi; Ascomycota; Sordariomycetes; Amphisphaeriales; Sporocadaceae. The coding region runs from base 241 to 813 and encodes 190 amino acids.